GGUAUAAGUGCGAGAAUAUGAAUAUCAGUGAAAGUCGGGAAAAACCAACACUUUUUGCCCCGCCGACUAAGCAUUUGCUGGAGCGAGCAAGGGAUCUUCAAUGGCUUCCCAUGGUGAAAAGCCCUUGGUUUAUCGUGGAUCUCUUCGGAACUUCCUAGAAAGGAAUGGCUUUUCUAGAGGUAAAACAGCAACUCCUGAGUGAGAUUGAAGCUUUGGGAUUCCCUAGGGCUCGAGCAGUCCGAGCGCUUCAUAAUACCGGCAAUGUCAGCUCUGAAGUUGCAAUAAAUUGGAUCAUUGAUCAUGAGAGUGAUCCAGAUAUAGAUCGAAUGCCCCUGGUGGCAGUAAACAUUGAUAUUGAACCUUCUGAACCAUUUCAUAUCACAGAAGAUAUGAAAAGGAAAGCUAAGGAGCUAAGGAAUCAAAUGCGUCAGGAAAAGGAAGAAGAAGAAGAGAAGUCAGAAAGACAAAGAGAGAAGGAUAGAAUUCAUUCUGGUAAAGAACUGCAAGAAGCAAAAAGAAUUGCAGAAGAAACUGAAAGGAAACGGUAUAUAGAUUCUAGGCAAGCUGAGAAACGGGAGGAGAAAAACGCCAGGGAAAAAGUUUUACAGAAACUUGAACAAGAUAAGAUAGAAAGAAAGAGGAAUCUUGGAAUGACCUCUGAAAGGCUUGCUACAAAACCUACCGCAACCGGAACAGGGGAAAAGGAUGAAUUUAAUCCACAGAAUUCGCUGCCAGCAAUUUCUGUUGGUAUAGCAGUCUCUAUGAGAGAAUGUUUAAGGUCUCUUAAGCACCAUCGAAAGGAUGAUUCUGAAAAAGUGAGAAAGGCCUUCCAAACCCUCUUCAUCUAUGUCAGGAAUGUUGCAAAAAAACCUGAUGAGGAAAAGUUUAGGAAGAUUCGACUUAGUAACCCUUUGUUCCAGGAGAGAGUUGGGAGUUUGAAGGGAGGAAUUGAGUUUCUUGAACUUUGUGGCUUUCAGAGAAAAGGAGAGUUUCUGUACCUUCCUCGCGAUAAAGUCGACCCGAGAGUUUUAUUCACUGCUGGAUCACUGUUGGAAUCUGCAUUGACAAAUCCCUUUUUUGGUAUUCUACAAUCAGUUUGAGCUCCUAACAAGGUAGAGCCAGUUUACUGUACUUAUUCAUAACUGAAAAGAGAGGCCAUAUAACCUUCUUGCUUUGGGAUUUGAGAAUGAUGUACAUCAUAAAAUUACUUUCUGAAAUGAUCAUAUAGUAACAGUGGUAAUUUUAACGCA
Messenger RNA from Momordica charantia (bitter melon), 1250 nucleotides. RefSeq lists its product as uncharacterized. NCBI's taxonomy places the organism in Eukaryota, Viridiplantae, Streptophyta, Magnoliopsida, Cucurbitales, Cucurbitaceae. Gene Ontology annotation, molecular function: protein binding. The record is from RefSeq and is a predicted model, not a curated record.